Messenger RNA from Bemisia tabaci, 1067 nucleotides. RefSeq lists its product as uncharacterized. The record is from RefSeq and is a predicted model, not a curated record. Lineage: Eukaryota; Metazoa; Arthropoda; Insecta; Hemiptera; Aleyrodidae.
AGUGAUAAAUAAAAAUAUAUGUUUCAUUACUGUGAAAUGCUUAUCAAGCGGGAAUUAGAAGAUUAUCAAUCGCUCGCAUAAUCGCGUUGAACCGAUUCCGAUUUGACGAUUCGUCUGCUGACAAGGUCACUGAGAACAACUAAAUUCAAUUACUCGAGAAAGGUGCUAAAAAAAUCGCAUAAUGUGUAAUUAAUGGUUACAGAAAAUUUUCGCUGAUCAAGAGGGAGAAGGUCUGAUAUUUUACACUGUACCUACAUCUUGUUUCCCUCACGUGUUUUGUAUAGAAUAAUCAAUACUUGACCUGAUUGAUUCUUGAUUAGUUACUGGUGAAGCGAUAUGAAAUACGUACAUCGACGUAGAGCCGAAUAAAAUUCCUUGGGAACCUGAAUGAUUAGUCAUGCGCCGUUUCAAAUCCGAUCAGCUGAGUGUUUUGUGCUCUUCGAUUAUGUUUUUCCGUGCACUCUUGGUUAUCAAUGUUUGUUUCACCCUGGGAGUAUCCUGUUUUCUUCAAAGGCAUUUCCGUUCAGCGUUCUGCGGAGUCUGGAUGGACUGAUCGAGGACUUGGAGCCUUUGGAGGUGGAGCGGCAUGAGGCGGUGGUGGCGGCCAUGAAAAUACAGGAGUUCAAAGACGACCAGCUCAUGAGCAAACUCUUGUCAACCUGGUCCGAAUUCGACGCCGGCCUCGUCCAAGCACGGGAGGUAUUCACCGAAAUCAUCGGGCUCCUUAAGAGCGGCCAGGAAGGCCAGGCUCGAAAGUUGUACCCGAAUGCCUCGAGACUGAACCUCCGAUUGCGAGUUUUGAACAAACGAAUCGCGGAGGAGAGGAAAGGCGCGCCGUCAGCGCUAACUGAAACACCGGAGUAUCGCAGGAUCGAAAGCGCCUCGAGAGUGAAUUCUCGGAAAAUCUUCGAAAUCGUGAACCAGAUGCAACGCGGGCUCCUGCCAUUCCUCAUCGAGAGCGUCAAGCGGAGGAAAGUCACACUCGCAGAAUUCGGUGCAUACAUCGGAUGAGCUUCAAUUCAUUAUGUAAUUAAAAAUAAUAAUAAAAAAAACAUUAUUUAGUUUCC